AUAAAUAGUGGAUCCGCCUUCUUUGAAUAUCAUUCCAUCACCUGAAAUUUCUCUGGACCCUUCUUGUUCCCGAGUCUAGUUCCUUCUACCUUGCACUCUCUUCUCAAUAGUAAACGCUAUAAUCGGAUCACAUGGAGCUGAAACACAGAAUUACCAAAGGAGGACAAGAAGAAGAAAAGGAAGUUGUCCAAACAGCAGAACAGAAAGAUAGAGAAAUGGACAGAAGCAGCAAAACAACAAGAAGACAGAAAGCCAAACGUGGCCUCAAAUCUUUGGGAAUCGCCUUGACCUUACCUUUGCUAUUAACCCUUUUAGACAUCUCUUUCUUUGGGUCCAGUUACCAGUACGUUUCAAUGGAGAAACCCUUUUGGAUCCCACGUUUGUGGGCUUUGCACUUAGCUUGCUUGGGUUCUGCUUUUCUGAUGGGCCUUUCUGCUUGGCUUGUUUGGGCUGACGGUGGAUUUCAUCGCCAGCCUAUGGCUAUGAUCUUGUACUUAAGCCAAUUGGGGUUGAGUUUGGCUUGGGAUCCUGUGGUGUUUAAGGUUGGAGCUACUAAGAUAGGGUUGGUUUUGUGCAUGGCUUUGUUUGGAGUGUUGAUUGCUUGUGCUAGGGCUUUUAAAAGCGUGAAUCCUAUAGCAGGGGAUCUGGUAAAACCAUGCCUUGGAUGGGCUGUGAUUCUGAGUCUCGCAAAUCUGAAGCUUGUAUACCACUAGGAAUCAUGUAGAUGCUAUACGCACUUGUUCUUUUGCCUGUAAUGUAAUGUACUGUAAUUUAGAUCUACUUGUAUUCUGUAUUUGCUGCUUUAUAUUUUACAUCCUAAAAUGCAUGGAAUGAAAGAUCUUAUAAAUUUUCAUGGCAUGA
This is a messenger RNA of Nicotiana attenuata, 861 nucleotides long. RefSeq names its product translocator protein homolog. The record is from RefSeq and is a predicted model, not a curated record. NCBI's taxonomy places the organism in Eukaryota, Viridiplantae, Streptophyta, Magnoliopsida, Solanales, Solanaceae. Gene Ontology annotation, cellular component: membrane. The transcript has a single exon. Bases 132 to 713 code for a protein of 193 amino acids.